Erpetoichthys calabaricus (reedfish) is the source of this 6483-nucleotide messenger RNA. It is a transcript of the gene fgd6, whose product is annotated as FYVE, RhoGEF and PH domain containing 6. The transcript is spliced from 21 exons. NCBI's taxonomy places the organism in Eukaryota, Metazoa, Chordata, Cladistia, Polypteriformes, Polypteridae. Gene Ontology annotation, molecular function: guanyl-nucleotide exchange factor activity; metal ion binding. The coding region runs from base 314 to 4414 and encodes 1366 amino acids. The record is from RefSeq and is a predicted model, not a curated record. Gene Ontology annotation, cellular component: cytoplasm.
CACGCAGCCUCUAUAGUUUCUUUGAAGCUGUUCCAGUGACGUAACACAGGGGCAAUGUUAACGUUGCCAAUUGCUUUAGGAGCGGAGCUACAAGUAAUUUUUCAGAGAAAAACAAACGGACUGGAGUAAAUGAACGGGUUUCUUUAAGCAGCGCCGUUUGAAGGGGCAGCAUUUUUGGAUUUGGGUAUUUUGUCAAUGGGGACUGAAAGCUAAAUCAAGUUUGAGUUCCAGAGAACGACGUGGGAAAAUUAUCUUGCAUUCAAAGGCAAACCGUGGUAAAGUCAUGGUAUAAGGAGCAAGAGUUUCGGGAAUCAUGAGUUCAGAUUUGAAAAAGCCACCAGUAGCUCCCAAACCCAAAUUUGUAGCUUCCCAGAAACUACAGCCUCCACCUGUUGCUCCGAAGCCUGAUGUAAUUCUUUCACACACUGUUCCUCCAGCAAAGAGAGUCAAGCCAGCUGUGGCUCCAAAGCCAAAGCUUCCUAAGAAUGCUGCAGGUUCUGAAUCCCAGUCCUCUCGGGUAAAGAACACAAAGGAAGAACAAGUAGAUCUCUCAGAAAAUCUGGGUAUUUGUUAUUCUAACAAUGGUCUGCAAAUUGAACUCCAGGAGAUGAAAUCUGGCUACAUUAUUCCUACAUGGUCUUGCCCUUUUGAUUGUAACCCUAACUGUACUCACUUAGAGCACUUAAACAAUCCUGAUAUAGCAGUGGACCCACUGGAAAAGCUUGAAGUAUUCCAUAAUGGUACUAGUGAUGGGCAGCUACCUCCCACUGUGCUGAGUAGCAGAGGCAGAUCAGCUACUGGACAUGAAAAGAUGACCAACAAAAAUCAGGUGGUCCUGAAAGCCAGCUUCUUGGAGCAAAAAAUAAAGGAUGUUUUGGUCCAAGCUGUGUCGUCUAAUAGUUACCCUUUUAAAUGUAAGUCUCAGGAGAAGCACAACAGCCAGAAGGACUCUCCAGAGAUGUUGGAUCCUGAUCUGAUUGGCUCUACUGCUCUACUAACAGAUAAUUCUGGAGGAAACAGUCCUGAAUGCAUAGAUAGCCUGAAUGUGUCAAAUCCCUUUAAUGAGCAAGGCCCAGUUUCUGAGUGCCAUCAAGAUUCCUUUGGGGAAGACCAAGGUACCUGUGAAUCUCAUGUGGUUUAUGCCAUUUCUAAUAAAGCACUUCCAAUUCCUAAACCCCGUAAGUUGCGGAAUCCUAAACUUUUAAGGCAGAACUGUAUUCAGGCAUCGACAGAUGAGGCACCUAGAGAAAAUUUGUCCAUUUUUAAAGAAUCUAGCCUAAACAUCAAUUAUAAUGCAAUUAAAUCUCCUAAAGUUUGCAUCCAUGAACAGAUUGUUUCUUACACAAGUGGAGAGUGUAAAGAAAUUUCAGGCAGUGUUGACACAGUGGCAGAUGAGGUUCAGUCUGCUUAUGUCAAAGAUUGUCAGGUGCAAAUUCCAGAUGAUACAUCUGGCCUGAAAUUAAACAACUUAGAAAGUGGUGCUGCUUUUGAGGAUGGCAAGACUUUGACCGAUAACAAAUCUCAUUUUAAUGAAAACACAGAUAGUUUUGUUCGUUGUAGUACUUUGUCUAUGAGCUUGCCUAAACAAGUCAAGCUGGCAUGUAACCUGCCACAGUAUAUAUCGAACAAUGUUGUCACAAAUAUGAAAAAUGAGAAUACAGAUGAUCUUCUUGGAUGGGAAGGUUCCCCUAAAAUAAUUCCCAAGAAACCUCAAAGACACAGUUUACCUCCUUCAAGCAUGAUAAAGAGAGAGAUAUCUCCAAAAUUGUCAGAGAGAAAUUACCAACUAAUAAAAGAGGAAAAGAAAUCUAAUGAAGAGGAGAAUGUGGCUGCAGAGAACAGAGUGUCCUUAGAGAGUACAUCACCAAAAGCUCCACAGGAAAAGCAGAGAUGGAAACUUCCACACCCAAUUCUGCCCUUUCUGGGUCAUCCUGAGUCUCCAAGAACUGGGAACACCCCUCGCACAGCUCGGCAUAUUACUGCUGGUAAAUUCCGAUCAAAAUCUUUUUCAUCAGCUGAUGUUGAACGAACAGAUAUUGCUAUCAAAGACUUACAGAAGACCUCUUUCAGGCAGCGAAUGGCAAAAAUUUUAGACUUCUCUAGGUUACUGACUAAAGGCAGCCAGUCACUGGACAGCUCUGUAACAACAGAAGUCAACAAGGCUAGUAGCAGGGGAAGCCCUAGUUUGCAGGCAAGUGGCAAAAAGAACAAAACAGUUAAAGCAUUUUCUGCUGAAUCGCACAGUCCUUCACUGCAGAGGCAAGAAAUAAAACUCAAAGGUCAGUGUGAAAUUCAAGCCUGCAGUUCCAGUUUAUCUGGUUCAGUAGGGGAGCCUGAAGGCUAUAGCCUUCAUCAAGAACACUCUUUGGAAUAUGAAAAUCUGCCUCAUUAUGAGGAAAUCCCUGAAUAUAUGAAUUUAGCACAUUUAAAACAGAAGAUUUGUCUGUCAGAAUCAGUGACAGAUACCUGGAAAAACUCUUCUAGCUUGGAAGACUCUGAGACAAGUGUAUAUGAGGAGCAUGAUCCUUAUGAGGCCUCCAAAAACUAUGAAUACCUAAUGCGGCGAAACAUAUAUGACAGUCCCACAGAAGACCAUAACUGCAAAGUGGACAAUCUACAUUCUGAUGAUGAAGAAAUCUCAACUAGCUCAGAUGAAGAUGAUUCCAGCUCAUCAUCCAGCAAAGGAGAGUUUGAUCUGCUGAAUGGCAAAGAGAAUGAAAUUGGAAAUAAAAAAACAAAAGUUGUUCACAUUGCCAAGGAAAUCAUGAGCUCAGAAAAAGUGUUUGUGGAUGUUUUAAAGCUUCUGCAUAUUGAUUUUCGAGAUGCUGUUGCCAAAUCUUCUAGGCUUUGUGGGAAACCAGUGAUUGAAGAUCGCAUCUUAAACCAGAUUCUUUACUACCUGCCGCAGCUCUAUGAGCUAAACCGUGAUCUGCUCCGUGAGCUAGAGGACCGAAUAGCCCAUUGGAAUGAUCAUCAGCGAAUUGCUGAUAUUUUUGUGAAGAAGGGGCCAUACCUUAAAAUGUAUUCUACAUACAUUAAGGAGUUUGACAAAAAUAUUGCACUACUGGAUGAGCAGUGUAAAAAGAACCCUAGUUUUGGCAGUGUUGUCAAGGAGUUUGAGAUGAGCCCUCGAUGUGCAAACCUGGCUCUGAAGCAUUAUCUACUAAAGCCUGUACAACGAAUUCCACAGUACCGACUACUGCUAACAGACUAUUUAAAAAACCUGGUAGAAGGAUCCUCAGAUUAUAAAGACACUCAAGCAGCACUUAGUGUUGUCAUAGAAGUGGCCAAUCAUGCCAAUGACAUCAUGAAGCAAGGGGAUAAUUUCCAAAAGUUGAUGCAGAUCCAGUAUAGUUUAAAUGGCCAUCAUGAAAUUGUUCAACCAGGAAGGGUAUUUUUAAAGGAAGGAACGCUGAUGAAACUUUCCCGUAAGGUCAUGCAGCCUCGGAUGUUCUUUUUGUUCAAUGAUGCACUGUUGUAUACAACUCCUGUUCAAUCUGGAAUGUAUAAGCUGAACAAUAUGCUUUCUUUAGCAGGAAUGAAGGUUAGCAAGCCUACACAAGAAGCAUACCAGAAUGAAAUAAAUAUUGAAAGCGUGGAGCGUUCAUUUAUUCUGUCAGCCAGUUCUGCAGCAGAACGGGAUGCGUGGUUGUGGGCCAUUACCAAGGCAAUUGAUGAUUAUGCCAAGAAGAGGAUUACAUUUAGUGCCAGCAAAAGUUUUGAAGAGGCUGAUCAAGUGAAAAUAGACUGUAACACACCUUUGGGUUCCAAAGCUCCAAUUUGGAUUCCAGACCUUAGAGCUACAAUGUGUAUGAUCUGCACUUGUGAGUUCACUUUAACAUGGAGAAGGCACCAUUGUAGAGCAUGUGGAAAGAUUGUAUGUCAAGCUUGCUCUUCAAAUAAGCAUGCACUAGAAUACCUGAAGAAUCGGCCUGCCAGGGUAUGCGACCACUGUUACAGAGAACUUCAGAAGAAAGAAAACCAUUCCUCUCCUAAAGCGGUAUCUCCCAGCAGCAAAUGCACAAGCAGUGCUUUGUCUUCUGUUCUCCAUAGCAUUCCUUCAGGACGGAAACAAAAGAAGAUCCCAGCAGCCUUAAAAGAAGUUUCUGCAAACACAGAAGAUUCCUCUAUGAGUGGCUACCUGUACAGAUGUAAGGGAAAUAAGAAGCAAUGGAAGCAUCUUUGGUUUGUUAUCAAAAACAAAGUGCUGUACACAUAUGCAGCUAGCGAGGAUGUAGCAGCUCUAGAAAGCCAGCCUUUACUAGGAUUUAACUUGAAAGAAGAGAAAAUGCCAGAAUCUAAACUACAAAUCCAGCUCUAUCAUAAAAAUACACUAUUUUAUAUCUUUAAGGCAGAUGAUACACAAACAGCACAAAGGUGGAUUGAAGCUUUCCAGGAAGCCAUGGUCCUUUAAUGGUUUGCAGUUUGCCGAAUGUUGCAAAUUCUGUUUUGUAUAUAUUUUUUUUGCUUAUAUUGCACAAGAAAUGACUAUAUUACAAGAGAGGGAAUUGCAGUAAUAGCUGUUAAAUUCAAGUGGAACACACCCCACAAGAAAUUACUUGCUUUGAGCCCACACAUUGCUAUAAUUGCAGCUUACUUUUGCAUCUUGUUGCAGGAAAAUUACAUUUUUUUACAAAAUCUCUCUACAGAAUAUUUUUACUUUUGAUAUAUGACAAUGUAGAAAACAUUUUUGAAUGAUCUUAAAAGUUUACCUUGUGCAUUACAAAACUGCUGAAAUUGUUUUAGUUCAAACAUUUAAAGGGAUGUACAGGCAAGCCUUUUUAACUCUUUUGUCAAACAUUACUUUAUACCAACUAGGAAAGAGUUCAAGGAAGCACAUUGAAAUGUCUUCAGAUUUAGUUUAUCCAUUUCCCUACACUGUAUAAAUGUUUUUUUAAAUUUGCUAUAUGGAUAUUGUACAGUAUAAGCAGUUUAUUUGCUCACUUAUUCUGUUAUUUAAUAAUGUAAAACAGGUGCUGAAUACAUUCAUACAGUUCUCUUUUAAGCACUCCAAGAAGGCUGUUUUGUGUGCAUCCCCUUCAGUUUGCUCUGAGAGACAGUGAAACAUUAGGCAGUCUCUUGUGAAGCUUGCUAUUUAGCUAUAAAUGGCAUUUUGCUUUACUGUAAGAAAUGCCAAAGAUGCUUUAGAUAUGUCUGUGAGUGUUCACAGAAUAGCUGUCAUCUUAAAUCUAACAACAAGGUAAUUUGUUGUGGGCUUCUAGUAAUACAUUUCAUUGUGCACUGAAUGAGAAACUGGAAUAUAAGCCUAUGUCCAUAGUUAUGUUUAGUGUACUGAUUUAUUUAAGAACACUUAAACAGCAGUAAAUGCUGUUGCUUUCUUUGCACAUUCUUAUCGUUUCUGUUGUGUAAAUAGUGUCUAUCUUGUUAAUUUCUGUUUCUGUAUGUUGUCUUGAUAUUAUAUUUUUGUAAUGAUCAGAUCAGAGGUCCUAAAAGGAAAACCAUGCUGCUACAUUUACAACCACAAUAUUUUAACAAGUACAUUUUAUAGAUAUGUGUUCCUUUCCAUAAACAACUUAUAUUAUACAGAGCCUUAUGAAAUACUUCAAAAAGCUUACAAAUUGUAUUUAUUUUGAGUUUAAAAGGAUUUGGAAUGUUAAAUUUUUAAUCUCUAUUUUACCAAUAGUAUUUUAUCUUUUUUUAUUUGUUGUCCCCUCAUGUUUGCAAAGCACAAUAGGUUGAUUUGCUUAAAUGUGCUUGAGCAUAAAUUUUAUAUUUAUUUAUUUUAUUGAUAUUUUUUUUAUAAAAAGAUACUCGCUUGAUGGGUUAAGAACACCCAUCCCAAACAUUUCAUUAAAAUAAAUUUCCAAAAAUGGAAAGGACAUUUUUUUUUUGUUUUGUUAAUCAUUUAAAAGGUUUGUGUUGUUGUGUUAGAGAAAUCUGUUAGGUGUCAUGUCCUACUGUACAAUAAAAACUCUUUAGAUUUAUGAUAUUUUUAUACAUAAUGCACAGUACAAAUAAUAAAACUACAGAACAUAAAGACCACUGUCAUUUUAGAAAUAAAAUGUUAAAAUUUUAUCAGUCGUUACUGAAACACGGAAUUCAUGGCAUUAUUCCAGAAUCCUUAUUGGCAAAAUAAAUUCUUGAAAUGAAACUACUGCACAUAUAAAAAUUUUCUUCUAAAAUACUGUAAUAUUAAAGUUAAUUGAAUAGUUAAAUAUGAUCAUUUGUCCUUUUUUUGCAAUAUUAAUGGUGCGUUUUGCUUAAUUACACUGUGAUUAUUUUAUUAUUAUUUUUUAAUACAUUGUAUAGAUAUUUUUUUGAUCCUCCAGCAUUUGUAUAGAUUUUGAGGAGUGGGGGCUGGAAGGUUGUGGUCACUUUGAAUUGCACUAUACUAUAGAAUUGGGAGCAUUAAGAAAGUGAACCUUUGUUUGUGGCUGGGGGCAUAACACUACCACUUUGUAAACUGAUAGAAUUGUGACUUGAUUCUAUUAAACUAUUUGUAAAGAUUUUUUAAUUUUAAAA